AUGAAGACAAGACAGAAACGACAAGUAUGCAUCUUACUACCAAACAAGCAGCACCUGGACUGCACUGUUGGAGUGAGCUCCAGAGGCCACGAGGUGUUAAAAUGUGUGUUGAAGCAGCUCACCGUCAGUGAUCUCCAGGUCUUUGGUCUGGCUGUUCUCAGAGAUAAUGAAUACCUUUUUCUUGAUUUGGAGAAAAGGCUGAGCAAGUACUUUGGGAAAACAUGGAGCAGGGGAUCUUUAAUGGUACAAUUCAUCUUGUUUUUGAGGGUUCAGCAUUACGUAGAGAAUGGGCUGCUGUUGUUCAGCAGCAAAGUGCAGCAGCUCUAUUACGCUGAGUUGAGGCAGAAAGUUCUGCGGUCACAGAGUCGACAUCAGGAGGCGCUGUUCUUCCAGCUGGCGGCUUCUGCACUUCAAGCUGAGGUUGGAGAUCUGGAGCAGAGAGAGUCCAAUGAUGAGGAGAAGAAUAGACAGGAGAGAAAGCAUUGCUUUCUACCAGAGGAUUACUUCCCCUCCUGGCUGAUUAAACGUCGUGGACGAGACUUCCUGCUCCAGCACACCCCUGUGUUACACACUGAGCUGAGAGGUUUGUCCCAUCGUCAAGCCGUCCUGCAGUUUAUAAAAGAGACAAACAGCCUGCAGGACGGAGCUUCCACCUUCUACAGGAUGAGAGAGGUCAGUCACAUGAGGACGUAAAGUUUCAAUGCAUCAAUGUGUCUAGCAAUCUCAGAAAGCAUUGGGAAAAAUGAGCAAAGGAGUUCAAUCCUUCUUGGAGUUUUAUUGAGAGGAGUCCAAAUUUAUCAGGAGAUUGAGGGGAAGCUGUGUCUGCUGUAUGAUUUCUCCUGGACUGAUAUUGAUCGUCUCACUUUCCAGGGCAACAGGUUUGAAAUCUCUGCAGUGGGCUCACUGUGUCUCCCAAAGCUGCUCUAUUACUCUCCGUCUCCGUUUCACUCCAAACACAUCCUGAAGCACCUCAGCGACAGUCACCGCUUCCACAUCAGCACCAGAGCUGCACUUAGCUACAUCCAACAGCUGGAAGAAAUGCAGGGUCAGCAAUCCUACGUUAAAGCCAUUCUUAAUUAG
This is a messenger RNA of Cheilinus undulatus (humphead wrasse), 1080 nucleotides long. RefSeq names its product FERM domain-containing protein 6-like. Lineage: Eukaryota; Metazoa; Chordata; Actinopteri; Labriformes; Labridae. The transcript is spliced from 9 exons. Gene Ontology annotation, cellular component: cytoplasmic side of apical plasma membrane; cytoskeleton. The record is from RefSeq and is a predicted model, not a curated record. Gene Ontology annotation, biological process: positive regulation of hippo signaling.